GCGCGAGUCGGACAUCACUGUUAGUGCAGCAGUUUUAAAGAGGCUGCCGUGGAUCUUCUGCUGAUAUGGAGACUCUUACCAUCCACAGAGACGGAUCGUGCAACUUUAAUGAGCCGACUGAACGGAUUACGCGCUUUUUUGGCUGCUCUCCUGUCGCAUUAACAACUCCAAACAUGUCCAAAAGCCUGAAGAAGAAAAGUCACUGGACUAACAGAGUCCACGAGGUUGUGUUAUUGAGGGGUCCGAGCGUGGAUCUCGGGUUCGAGCUGCAGGGAGGCGCGGAGAAUGGACAGUUCCCCGUGAUUGGAGAGGUGAAACCGGACAGGCGCAGACUGCACCAGGACGAGCUCCUUCUGGAGGUCAAUGAUACUCCAGUGGCCGGACUGACCAUCAGGGAUGUGUGGGCUGUGGUCAGACACUGCAAAGACCCUGUCCGCCUCAAGUGUGUCAAGCAAGGAGGUGUUGUGGAUAAAGAUCUCAGGCAGUAUCUCAACCUGCGUUUCCAGAAGGGCUCUUUGGACCACGAGCUGCAACAAAUAAUUCGAGACAACCUCUAUCUUCGUACUGUACCCUGUACAACCAGACAGCCUAAAGAAGGAGAGGUCCCAGGAGUAGACUACAACUUUGUGACCGUUGAGAGGUUUGUGGAAUUAGAGAAAAGUGGAGCUUUGCUGGAAAGUGGAACUUAUGAAGAUAACUAUUACGGCACCCCAAAGCCCCCUGCAGAGCCCAGCCCACUGCUGCUGAAUGUAGCUGAGCAGCUGUUGCCAGGUGCUACACCCAGAUCACAGGGCAAACGCAGACGUAACAAGUCCGUAAGCAACAUGCAAAAGGCUGGCAUCGAGCCGCCCGAGGAGGAGAGGCCCGUCAUCAACGGCAACGGAGUGGCCAUCACCCCAGAGUCCAGUGAACAUGAAGACAAGAGUACAGACGCCUCAGGAGAGAUGCCUACCACAUGCCCCUCCGAGACCUCCACAGAUGCCCCUAAAGAAGAGACAGAAUCACCAAAAUCACCUCCCAAACUGGACGAGAAUGACGAGUUGGGUCCUCUGCCAGAUAACUGGGAGAUGGCUUACACUGAGAAAGGAGAAGUGUACUUUAUAGACCACAAUACAAAGACGACGUCCUGGUUGGACCCCCGGCUUGCGAAGAAAGCGAAGCCCCCUGAAGAAUGCAAAGAGAACGAGCUUCCUUAUGGCUGGGAGAAAAUUGAUGACCCUGUUUAUGGAACCUACUAUGUUGAUCACAUAAACCGAAGGACUCAGUUUGAGAAUCCAGUUCUAGAGGCCAAGAGAAGAUUGCAACAGCAGCAGCAGAUGCAGAGUCAGGGCUUGUCCUCUCUCCCCCUACCUACAGUCUACAGAGAGAAGCCUCUGUUCACACGGGACCCCACGCAGCUGAAGGGCAGCUUUCUGUCUACAGCCCUACAGAAAAGCAACAUGGGAUUUGGCUUCACUAUCAUCGGUGGUGACGAACCAGAUGAGUUCUUACAGGUCAAAAGUGUCAUACCAGACGGGCCUGCUGCACAGGAUGGGAAAAUGGCUACAGGAGAUGUGAUUGUCUACAUUAAUGACGUCUGCGUCCUGGGCACCACUCACGCUGAUGUGGUGAAGCUUUUCCAGUCGGUGCCAAUUGGACAAAGCGUAACCCUCGUCCUUUGCAGGGGUUACCCUCUUCCAUAUGACCCGGAGGAUGCAGCCAUUACAUUGCCGUCCCCCCUCAGUCUAAUUGAUCAUCAUCUGCUGGUCAACGGACGGAAUAGCUACGACAGCUACAUGGAGUACAUCUCCCGCACUGCUCGCUUCGUCGACCCAAUCCAAACGACACUGGCGCAGCCUCACCCUGGAGACACCCACCUGGAUGCUGGACCACUGGAGGACAGCGUCUCAAUGGCGUCGUCAGGGGCGGCUGGAGGAGAGCUUUUAACCAUUACCAUGGUGAAAGGGGCGGAUGGGUUUGGAUUCACCAUAGCAGACAAUAAUGGAGGACAACGGGUGAAUCAGAUUCUGGAGGCACAGGGGUGCCCGGGGCUGUGCGAGGGCGAUCUGAUUGUGGAAAUUAACCAGCAACCCGCGCUAACACUGUCACACACACAGGUGGUGGAGCUGCUAAAAGAAUGUCCUGUUGGGGCUGAGGCCAUGUUGGUUGUGCAGAGAGGAGGGGCAGGUCACUUUUCACCUUGGAAGACUUCUAAACAGGUCUUGGAACAUUGGGAUCCUUACAGCAGUCCCACAGCCAGUCUAUCUAUCCAUGCUCUCCCUCACAGCGCUCCAUAUCUGCACUGGCCCUCAGGUCCAAAGUUUGACCUGACCAAGCCUGAUCCCUAUGACCUGUAUGAGAAGUCCAGGGCUAUCUUUGAGAAUAGGCAGCCAGGGCUUCCUCGAGCAGCUCUCCCAGCUGACCCUUCCGAGUUCCAGGAGGUGGAGGUGCAUUUGCAUAGACAGAAGUCUGGUUUCGGCUUCAGGAUCCUGGGCGGAGAGGAACCAGGACAGCCUGUGAGUCCGAAGGCUCCGGAGAAGAUCCUGAUUGGUGCAAUCAUUGAGAAGAGCCCAGCAGAUAAAGACGGGCGUCUACGGCCAGGAGACGAGCUGAUGUCAGUCGAUGGGAUCCCUGUGGCUGGAAAACCCCACCGUUACGUCAUUGACCUCAUGCAUGGGGCGGCCCGGACUGGGCAGGUUAAACUCACUGUACGACGGAGAAUUCAGUCCACAGGUGAACACUGUCCAGAGAACGGCCGCAGUCCUGGAUCGACCCAGCAUAGUUCCCCCAGGAGUGACUUAAACUCCAGAAUGUUCUGUAACAACUCCGCCCCCUUGCAUAACUCUGCCCCAUCCAUCACAGGCUCCUCCCCACCAGACAAUGUAGCCAAUCAGAAUCUGCAGCCUAGUGAUGUCACCAUCCAGCGCAAGGAGAGCGAAGGGUUCGGAUUCGUUAUUAUCAGUUCACUUAACAGGCCCGAAUCCACGGCUGCUGCUGCCGUACCCCAUAAGAUUGGCCGGAUCAUUGAGGGAAGUCCAGCAGACCACUGUGGGAAGCUUAGGGUUGGAGAUCGUAUUUUGGCUGUCAACAAUCAGUCUAUCGUCAACAUGCCACAUGCCGACAUCGUCAAAUUGAUCAAGGACGCAGGACUCAGCGUCACACUCAGGAUCAUCCCUCACGAGGAGACGAACAGCACACCUUCUGCAGGCAGCUCAGAGAAGCAGAGCCCUAUGGCCCAGCCCAGUCCAGUUUGCCAACCCAGCACUGUGAACCAGACCGGUGCUGCCCAUCCAGCCAAUUCCACCCCUCAACCCAACUCUGCACCUCAGCCCAGCCCCAUAAUGAAGCAUAGUUCAGAAGCACAACCGAGCCCUGUCACUCAAUCCAGCCCAGCCAAUCAGCCCAGCUCAGUGACCCAACAAAACCCGGCCACCCAGCCAUCCACAGUGCCAGUACAGAUCUACAGCCAUGACAGCAGCUACAGAUCAGAGGUGAAAGCAAGACAGGAUGUAAAGCCCGAUAUUCGGCAGCCGUUCACUGAUUACCGGCAGCCCCCGGUGGACUAUCGACACCCUCCUGUAGCAGACUACCGACAGCCACCAACGCUCGAUUAUAGACACCCCCCGCUGCUAGACUACAGACAGCUGUCCACUGACCCUCGCACCUUUCCCUUACCCGACUACAGGAUGCCACAGGAUUUUGAUUACUUCACGGUUGAUUUGGAAAAGGGUAUGAAAGGUUUUGGCUUUAGUAUCCGUGGAGGCCGCGAGUAUAAGAUGGAUCUGUUCGUUCUGCGAUUGGCCGAAGACGGACCAGCAAUACGCAAUGGAAGAAUGAGGGUUGGUGAUCAGAUCAUUGAAAUAAAUGGGGAGAGCACGAGGGAUAUGACCCAUGCUCGGGCCAUUGAACUCAUCAAAUCGGGUGGCCGUAGAGUUCGGCUGCUGCUCAAGAGAGGCACAGGGCAGGUCCCUGAGUAUGCAGAUAGUCCCACCCCCUGGGAUGCUCACACUACAGCCUCCCCAAGUCUGUCGGAAGUAGCACCACCCCUCGACAGUUUACCUAAUCCAUCAGCUUCUUCUCAUAUGAACCCACCCACCAACCCACCUCAUACAUCAUCCUUGGAAGCAGUAGGUCCAGACUGUUGCCAGGAUCCUAGAGGCCCAGAGAGUAGGGCCCUGGAGCAAGCCAGUGUGGGGAAGAGGUCAGCUGUGGCAGGUGGAGUUGGGGGUGGGACCAAACAGAGGGAGGGUAGCAGGACCAACCGUCGCUCUAGUGGGGGGAAGAGUCAGCAACAAUACCUUGAUGAACUUGCAGGAGAGCCCAAAUCCCACAAAAGCAGCCGGGCAAAGUCCAAGGAGCGCAGGAGGGAGCAGAGCAACACACCUCGAAAGCGAGACUCACCUAAAACUUCUCCAAAUGUUACCAACAUGAAUGGGGGAAACGGAUGCUUAGAUGGUUGCAACAACCAACAUGGAGCUCUGGUGCCAUUCAAAGCCCUACCAAAGGAACCAGAGAAAGGGCAAAUGAGUCGUCCCAGCCACAAUUCCAAGACCAGCAGCAUUGCAUCAGGCAGGAAGGCCACAGUAUCCCCAGGGCCCUGGAAGAUCCCUGGUUCGGACAAGCUACCCAGUACCCUGCGCUCAGCCAACUCCACCAUCAGCAGAUAACAUCUCAUAAUAAUCUCAGGCCCAAGUUUACACAUUACUUUUGGCCUUGACUUCUUUUGGCCAAGUUUUGGACCAAUCUUUGGUCAUGAUCUGCCUUGAUUUGGGACUGGUUGGGCUUGGGCUCUUCUUGAUUGCUUUUCACAGGCUUGCUCUACUUGGAAGAGAUUGGGUUUAACCUUGACUGGGUAACACCCUUCCAUAUUCCUCACUAAAGACCUUUCCAUGCAUUUCUAGACAGAGCAUUUUUUAUUUAUAUUUUAUUCUAAGUUAUUUUAACGGAUAUGACACCCACCACCUUAAGAACUGGAAGCAUUCACUCCAAAAAUGGAACCACGGUGGAAUGAGUGAUGCAUUUUGCGUGCAAAAAGAAUCCCAGACUUGUUUGAACUUGGGGAAAAGCACUCAAGAUUCAGAGAUGUACAUGCACAGAGAACCACUGACUCUUGAACAACCACUGGUGGCUACAGCAAUUUUUAUACACUUUCAUUCAAAAAUGAAGAAUACUGAAGGAGUUGCCUGAUAUAGAGUUUUUGUGUAUUUGAAGAAUGAAUAUGAAUAAAAAGCUUCUAUAUGAGUGGA
Carassius carassius (crucian carp) is the source of this 5225-nucleotide messenger RNA. Its product is annotated as membrane-associated guanylate kinase, WW and PDZ domain-containing protein 2-like. The transcript is spliced from 22 exons. Gene Ontology annotation, molecular function: type II activin receptor binding; beta-1 adrenergic receptor binding; signaling receptor complex adaptor activity. Lineage: Eukaryota; Metazoa; Chordata; Actinopteri; Cypriniformes; Cyprinidae. Gene Ontology annotation, biological process: receptor clustering; signal transduction. Bases 66 to 4646 code for a protein of 1526 amino acids. The record is from RefSeq and is a predicted model, not a curated record. Gene Ontology annotation, cellular component: cytoplasm; dendrite.